AUGACAAUAGGGACACGGAAUGUCAGGUCCCUCCUGGACGUGAACAAUUACAGGCCAGAGAGAAGAACCGCUCUUAUCACCCAAGAACUAGCCCGGCUAGAUACAGACAUAGCUGCCUUGAGUGAGACAAGACUCUCAGGUGAGGGACAAAUUAGUGAGGUACGUUCUGGGUACACCAUCUUCUGGAAGGAAAAGGAUGCAGGAGCAACACGCAUCCAUGGUGCAGGAUUUGCCGUAAAAACGAAAAUAGUGAAAGAUCUUCGACUUACAUCUGUCUCAAUUAAUGAAAGACUGAUGACUCUUAGAGUACCCUUUGGUUCAUACAGUUUCAUCACCUUCGUCUCCGCAUAUGCUCCUACUUUAGACAGUGAUGAAGACACAAUGAAUCAGUUCUACCACCAACUGAACAGUACUGUCUCUAAGAUACCCAUUAAAGAUAAAUUAAUUUUACUUGGUGAUUUCAAUGCCAGAGUGGGAAGGGACAACCGUUUUUGGAGAGACGUCAUGGGUAAACAAGGGGUCGGAAACUGCAAUGCAAAUGGGUUGUUACUUCUUGGUCUAUGUGCUGAGCACGAGCUUUUUAUAUCCAGUACCCAAUUCCGCUUGCCUAACCGCUAUGAGACCACAUGGAUGCAACCACGCUCCAAACAUUGGCAUCUUAUAGACUACGUUAUUACUCGACAGCGUGACAAGAAAGACAUUCUCAUCACCAAAGCAGCACUAAACAUCGAUGAGUGCUGGACUGACCAUAGACUUUUAGUCAGCCGUUUGAGAGUACCAAAGUAUCGCAAGCCACGAUCCCGCUUUUCAAACCCACCACGCAGAAAAUUCAACACAAGCAACCUGAACAACAAAAACGUUCGUUCACACUUCCAAGACAUCAUAUUUGAACAACUUAAAGCUCCAGUAACCACAGAUGAUGUCGAACAAGAGUGGACCACAUUAAAGAACAUCAUCAAAGAAACUGCUGAGAAUGUUGUUGGUUUUAGUGCACGGAAAAGAAGUGACUGGUUUGAUGACAACCAUGGAGAAAUCCAAGCCAUCAUCAAUGCAAAGCGGGAUGCUUACCUAUCCCUUGCUCAAGAUCCCUCCUGCGCAGAAAAGAAAGCACACUUUCAAGAACUCAAGCAGAAAUGUCAAAGUGAAAUACGAGCAAUCAAGAACAAAUGGUGGCAACAGAAAGCCACAGAACUCCAAAAUCUUUCCGAUGCAAGGAACCUGCGUGGCUUCUACGCUGGUAUCAAAGAGCUGUAUGGACCUAUCCGCUCCUCAUCAGGAACACUGAAAGCUGCUGACAACUCCACCAUUCUUACUGAAAUCGGAGGGUACCCUCUGAAAAACAUUAUAUGA
Schistocerca americana (American grasshopper) is the source of this 1350-nucleotide messenger RNA. RefSeq names its product craniofacial development protein 2-like. The record is from RefSeq and is a predicted model, not a curated record. Gene Ontology annotation, molecular function: catalytic activity. The transcript has 2 exons. Lineage: Eukaryota; Metazoa; Arthropoda; Insecta; Orthoptera; Acrididae. Gene Ontology annotation, cellular component: nucleus. Gene Ontology annotation, biological process: chromatin remodeling. Bases 1 to 1350 code for a protein of 449 amino acids.